GCCUCAGUGCAGGGCAGGUCGCCGUCGGGUAUGGAUCCCUCUCGUCUGAGGAACUUUAUUCUACCCUUAGGAGGCGCUUUACUCUUAUCUGGUGUCGCUGGAACGAUCUACUAUUACCUCACGAAGAAGGAUGAUGAAGAUGAGCACGUGUUGCCUGAUACAAGAGAUAAUCAAUGGACGACUGCAGAAGUGCGUGUCCCAACCGAAUGUGUUGGUCUGGUCAUAGGGCGACAGGGGGCCAACGUCAAACUCAUCCAGGAACGCACUGGUACAAAGAUCAACUUUGGAGAUGAAGAACUUGAUGGGCAUAGAAUAUGUCUUAUACGAGGCCCGGAAGAAAAUGUCACCACAGCACAGAAACUUGUUUUCAAAGCCAUUUCGGAUCAGCCUGUCAUCGAAUCAACUGAAAUGUUUGUUCCUCAGUACUCAGUCGGGCGGAUUAUCGGCAGAAGUGGAGAGAGCAUAAGAUCGGUGUCGCGAAUAAGCGGCGCAAAGGUUGACGUGGAAAGGGAUGAAGAACAGUCGCAGUCGACGAGGAUCCAAGAGGAUAUGAAGAGGAUAGUGCUCAAAGGCAGCAAAGAACAGAUAGAUGCGGCCAAAUCACUGAUCUUAGAGAAGGUGGCAGAGGAGGAGGAAAUGAGACAGCAGAUCCAGGCCUCGGCGGUUAACAUGUCAAUGAGAGCAAGAGGCCGCCAAGCCCCACUGGAAAAUGGGGGCAGUGAGGCAGCUAUGAAUGGCUCUAUGCACCAGGAAUGUCUGUCUAUGCCAGGUAGUGAUCGUUUUAUUGAAACAUAUGUGUCUGCAGUAGACUCGGCUGCACAUUUUUGGCUUCAGGUUGUAGGGCCAAGGUCCAUCCAGCUAGAUAAAUUAGUGACAGAAAUGACAGAGUAUUAUGAGGACGAAGACAACCGCGAACUCCAUUUACUUGAAAAGGUGAAGAAAGGUGACAUAGUAGCAGCCAAGUUCCCACAUGAUGACUCGUGGUACAGAGGACAAGUUUGCAGUUAUGAGCCCAAUGAGGACGACCCUUCUCAGGGGCUGGUCACGGUGUACUACGUUGAUUUUGGAGACACGGAAACCAUCAAAAUGAAUUGCGUGUUUGAGCUCAGAACAGAUUAUCUUAAGCUCAACUUUCAAGCAAUUGAAUGCUUUUUAGCAAACGUUAAACCUGAAAGUGUGAAAGGAGACGAGGCUGCAGAUGCCUUUGAAGAACUGACCUAUGCAGCCCAGUGGAAAGUAGUAAUGGUGAAAGUAGUUGGUUACCAGCAAGGAGGUGACAAGACUAUACCAUGCGUCCGUAUCAUAGACACCAAUGGUCCUACAGACAUUGAUGUUGCUGAAGAAUUGGUGAAAAGAGGAUUAGCAGAAUGGACAAAUGGGGGACCUUCCACUCCGUAGUCUUAUGAAUCUACUAAUUACUAUGAAGAUGUGAUUGUUGCAUUGAUUUCAGGUUGCUUUUACUUUAGGUCUGUGACUCCACAAGCAUGUGGAUCAACCCUUUGUAGAGGGACACAAACAAAGAGAAUGUGAUGAGACAGGAAGAUUUCUCCUUUUGAACAUCACUCGGCCCUUUUGUUAUUACAAAGCAUUUAUAGGUUACUCAGGGUAAUAUAGGUCAGAGAGAAUUUAACUAAAGAAUGAGGGAAGUAAGAAUAAUGUAUUUGGAUUGCAUUUGAGGUUCUUGUUCCCAGCACACAAGGGAAUAAAUGUAAAUGUGAAAGAAUUUGUCAAUAUACUUUUCAUCUGAAAAAUUACUUUUUUGAUAGAUGUGGAGGGGGUUUUCAGUAUAUUUGGGAAGUAUAUCAAUAUAUAGAUUUGUAUAAAAAAAAGAGAAGUAUAUUAAGAUUGCACUGUUUAACUAAAGAAAAAGAGUUUUAUGCAUCCUAUGUUAGUCUAAGGGGAACUUAGACUAAACAGGCUGAGUGGCAAGUUAAACAGUGCAAAGUUGGAAAGUUUCAAGAGAACACAAGAAGACUUUACCUAAAGUUGACCCAUUGGCCAUGGGUACAUGUACUGUUCACUGUAGUUUUUAGUGAAUUUUGUUGCACACAGGUGGGUCUACAAGUACUCCAAGGAGUCAAUUAGUAGGCCCAGGUGACUUCACCUGGUUUCCCUGUUCCUGUAAUUAGCAGCAUUAUAAAGUAGUGUGGUAAUGACAGGAGUAGAAAGAGGGGGAGUAAAUGGGGUAGGAUAGGGAUUACCCCUCAAUGUAAUUAAUAUCAGUUCUGUUAUUAUUAUUAUUGAUAUUAUAAUGUCAUUGAAAAUUUAAUAACAAUAGAGAAUUAAAAAAUAGUAUUUCCAGAAAUCAGAAAAAAGGGUAGAGGUGACAUAGGUAGGACUAAUAAUUGACUCCUAAGCACUUGUGGAGCCAUCCUUGUUUAAAUACACUAAAAUUACAGUGGACAUAAAUGUAUACCGUGCCGUCCAUAGCCAGUUGGUUGAAAGUAGUGAUAUAUUUGCCUAGACUAUUAUUCUGCUUUUUUUGUUGAUUUUAAAAGCAGUAGAUUUGUUAAAUUUGUUCCUCUGUGGGUUGUGUAGAAAUUGUUUAAAAACAAAAACAAUUGGAUGAUGAUGAUAAGCUGGGCAUGUAAGGUCAUGUUUUGAUUAAAGUUGUAAGUCAGUAUUCAUUUAGCUUCGUAACAGAAAUUGAUAAAGAAAUAAGUAAAUAUAUAUAUAUAUAUAUAUAUAUAUAUAUAUAUAUAUAUAUAUAUAUAUAUAUAUAUAUAUAUAUAUAUAUAUAUAUAUAUAUAUUUAUAUGUAUAUAUAUGUAUAUAUGAUAUAUGAUAUGAUAUAUAUAUGCUGACAGGAGAUAAUGACAAUAAUGUACUUAUUUUGCAGGAAAGUACUAAGAUACUGGCAUGGAGUAGUUGGCAUAACUGAAUUUGAAGAUGAUAGCCUUACUAAUUAAUUUUUUGUACCUGUUGAUAUAAACAAAACACCGUAGUUUAAAGACAAAAAAAGAAAAGACGCCUUAUUGGGGUUGUGAUACUUUUCCAUAUCUGAUAUUUCUAUGACCUGAGAUCCAGUCUUUCAUAGCUUAACUACUGAAAUUUUGUACUAACUUUGUGUUCACUUAGGUAAAGUCACAUCUGUAAAUAAAGAAGAAGAGUAAGUAACUAAAAUAACUUGGAUGUAGCUUGUUUUUCUUUUUCAGUCAGCCAAUUUGAAUGAGAAAAAUAUAUUGUAGCAUUAAUUUAAUUGAAGUUAGUGACCUUUUUACCUUUAUUAUUUGCAAGCAUUUAAAGACUUACAGCCAUAUUAUUAACACUUAGAUACGAGGGUCCACAUUUUCAUUACCAGUUUCAUAUUGCUUAAUUAUUACAUUUGUACAUUUUAGUGUUAAACCAGUCACACUCAGAACUGGUAUGGAAAAUGACUCGAUAGAUGGACAGUGGUUCUCAUAAUCCUUAGGUCCAAAUGUAGUUAAAAAAAAAAAAAAAAAAGGCAGUCUUGUACUAAGUUUUAAUGAUAUGGACAAUGCUGGCUUUGGAAACACAAUACAAACAAAAAUAGUACUAAUCCUAGUCAUCUUCAGAUUGAUACUGAGCUUUAACUUGUGACAGAUGAUAUUCAGGUUUAAUGCUUGUUUCUACAAUUGUUUUAUAUGCCUACUUUACUAUUCAUUGUUCAUAUUACUUUAUGAUCUUCAGGGCUGAAGUUCCCUUGGCAAAGGACUUUUUCACUUAUAACGGUUAUGAAUCAUCCAUAUGUCUAUAUUUGGUGAUUUGUCUUCGCUACUUGUACAUAUGAUUAAAUAACGUUUGAACUCUGUUGAGUUAGAAUUACAUGGUGUUCACAUAAAGAUCUUUGUUUUUACAUAUCGUAAACAGGUAUGAUUUUUCUGUUAAGCAACAUUAGGAUUUUAUUUUACGAGACAUUUUUUUUCCGGCAUAGUUAUGAUUGAUUAAUAAUUAAUAACUGUACACACUGCUGAAUGAGGCUUUUUGUUACUUAAUACUUUUAUGUAUUAAAUUAUGUGGAACACUUUUGAGGAAUGUUUUUCCAAAGGAGUAAUUUUUUUUUUCUUUUUUUCUUUUCUUUUCUUUUCUUUUCUUUCUUUUGCCUGUUCAGAGCAUUUCUGACUUGCAUUUCUUAGGUGUAUAAAUCACACUUUGUUAAUAGUUUAAUUUGAUUUUGUAAUUAUUUGGUUUGCAUAUAUUAUGCAAGUCCUAUGUAGCAGAAAGUACAACAUUAAUACAAUAAAAUGAUUUACAGAA
This is a messenger RNA of Penaeus indicus, 4217 nucleotides long. Its product is annotated as tudor and KH domain-containing protein homolog. Gene Ontology annotation, molecular function: RNA binding. Lineage: Eukaryota; Metazoa; Arthropoda; Malacostraca; Decapoda; Penaeidae. The record is from RefSeq and is a predicted model, not a curated record. The coding region runs from base 31 to 1398 and encodes 455 amino acids. Gene Ontology annotation, biological process: piRNA processing; P granule organization; spermatogenesis. Gene Ontology annotation, cellular component: P granule. The transcript is spliced from 11 exons.